AUGGCAUCUUCAAGCCCGCCCGCACCCAAGAGUCCUGAUUCUGAGAAAGAUGGUACGGCUAAUCCCAGCACCACUGCUGCAGCAGACGCCACUGACAUUGCUGGUUCUUUUGCUUGUCAACCUCGUACUACCCAAUUCGAAACUGAAUUGGGCCAUUUAGAGCCGUCCUUCCCAUCAGCACCUGUCUCUGAUGCGUUCGACGAUUUCGAUACUGUUAACGAAGUGGGCGUCGCGCGUCUUGCGGAGCCCGCAAUUGGAGAGAGGGCAUUAGGUGAGCCGGAACGCGCAACCGCCGCUUUGCAGAAUGGACUGUCUUCCGCGGAAGACGCCGACGACGGUGAAGUUCCCCCGAGCUCCGCAGCCGCAGCUGCAGCUUCCGCGGGCGGCGCAGCCGGCGGGGAUGCGAACGUUGACCGCGCGCCGGAGGGCGAUGCGCGCAGUCACAACCCGGAAAACGAUGACGGCGCGGCGAGUCAAUGCGGGGCAAACGAUCGGCGGGACGAGACGAAGGGCGGAGCGGAACACGGUGAGGAAUCGCUGAGGGACUGGGGCGACCAUGGGUCGGAACAAACGGCGGAGGAGGCGAAACGCGAAGAGGGGGUGACAGGGAACGAUGGCGAGGAGUUUGGCAAAAUCAUGGGAGCGGCUGCAGAAUCGUGUGAAGCGAGAGCAGCGGCACGAGAAAGGGAGGGGCCGGAAGAUGCAACAUUGACUACCGAAUUGAAAGAAGAUGAUCGCAGGCAACUAGCGGAAACCGAGCUUGUAACGGAUGGUCCAGUAACGGAUGCCGCGCUUACCACUAACCUCGUCGAUAAUGCUCCGCUACUGGACGAUGCCAUUGCUGACGGUGUUGAAAUAAUUUCGGAUAUUUCCAAGCUGGGGUUAUUCGAUGGGCCUGUAACCGGUGACGCUGUAACGGAUGUUCCUAUAGAGGACGGUGCCCCUGCCGAUGAUUCUUUCGCGGACGAUGAUUUCCCCGAGGAUGACCCGAUAGUGGACGAUUCGUUACUCAACAAGCUUUAUCCAAUUCAAGACAUUCCGCCCCUUACAGACUCUGCAGAACUCGCGUCGUCAGCCGAAGCAGCCAUAGCCGCGUUACAAUCGCCGUCCUUCCCCUUCCCCUUCCCCACUGCCGCGCUCCCUAACGAAGCACGCCUGCUACUGUCGCUGCUGGCGCAAGACGCGCUAGACCGCGAGCAGUACCGGCGGUGGCGGGAACGGUUACACGUGGCGCAAUGGGAGUGGCGGAACGAGCACGAGCGGCGGAAGCGCGCGGUGAGGGAGGCGAUGGAGUGGGAAGCGCGCAGCGACGAACGCGCGCAGGAGGACGAGGAGCAGCGCAUUCGGCGCGCGCGAAUGGCCGCGCGAGCCGUGGCGAGUGGCGCAGCGGCUUAUGGCGAG
Molecule: messenger RNA, 1401 nt
Organism: Closterium sp. NIES-65
Lineage: Eukaryota; Viridiplantae; Streptophyta; Zygnematophyceae; Desmidiales; Closteriaceae
Source: the annotation of a GenBank genome assembly